AAAGAGUAGAAUCAUAAAAGAAUGAGAACUAUGCCAUUUUCCUCACAAUUGAGAUGGUCACCACAUGAAUUUGCUUUGUGCCUUGAAAAAUGCCUGAAAGCAAAGACCUUGAGACCCGGCAUGCAGGUCCAUGCCACCGUGGUCACUAGUGGAACAAACAUGAACAUUUUGUCUCUUAAUUCAAAGCUUGUUGGAAUGUACGCUAGUUGUGCUCAUCUGAAAUCAGCUAGGCUUUUGUUUCAAAAGAUUGAACACCCCAAUGUUUUUGCAUUCAAUUGGAUGAUUCUGGGGUUGUCUUUCAAUGGACACUUUGAUGAUGCAUUGUUGUACUUUCGUUGGAUGCGCGAGGUUGGCCACAUGGGCAACAAUUUCACCUUUUCUGUUGUUCUUAAGACCUGUGUUGGCUUGAUGGAUGUGAAAAUAGGGAGACAGGUUCAUGCCAUGGUUUUUGAAAUGGGUUUUCAAAAUGAUGUCUCCGUUGCCAAUGCUCUCAUAGAUAUGUAUUGCAAAUGUGGCGGCAUUUCUUGUGCUCACAGCGUGUUUGAUGGAAUGCGUGAGAGGGAUGUUGCCUCGUGGACGUCAAUGAUUUGUGGGUUUUGUAACGUGGGGGAAAUUGAGCGAGCAUUGGUGUUGUUUGAGAGGAUGAGGUUGGAAGGGUUGGAGCCAAAUGAUUUCACAUGGAAUGUGAUUAUUGCAGCGUAUGCUCGGUCAAGUGAUAGCAGCAAAGCUCUUGCGUUCUUUGAGAGAAUGAAACGGGAAGGUGUUGUUCCUGAUGUGGUUGCAUGGAAUGCAUUGAUUUCUGGGCUUGUACAAAGUCAUCAACUCAGGGAAGCGUUCAAGAUGUUUAGGGAGAUGAUACUUUCCGGGAUUCCGACAAAUCAAGUGACCGUGGUUGCACUGCUUCCUGCAUGUGGAUCAGAAGGUUGCAUUAAAUGGGGAAGAGAGAUUCAUGGAUUUGUAUGCCGGAAGGGGUUUGAUGCGAAUGUUUUCAUUGCUAGCGCUCUUAUUGACAUGUAUUCAAAGUGUGGGAGUUUGAAAGAUGCUCAAAAUGUAUUUGACAAGAUUCCAUUUAAGAAUGUUGCGUCAUGGAAUGCAAUGAUUGGUUGUUAUGGAAAGUGUGGCAUGGUUGAUUCGUCCUUGGAGCUGUUCAAAAGAAUGCAGGAAGAGGGACUGCAGCCAAAUGAAAUUACUUUUACAUGUAUUCUUUCAGCAUGCAGCCAUGGUGGUUUAGUGCAGAAAGGUUUAGAGAUUUUCUCAUCAAUGAAUGAAUGUUAUGGGAUUAAGGUAAGCAUGAAGCAUUAUGCUUGUGUGGUUGAUCUCUUGUGCCGCUCCGGAAGGACGGUAGAAGCAUGUGAUUUUUUCAAAGCCUUGCCAAUACAAGUCACAGAGUCAAUGGCCGGAGCUUUUCUACAUGGUUGCAAAGUCCAUGGAAGAAGAGAUCUGGCUAAAAUGAUGGCAGAGGAAAUAAUGAGAAUGAAGUUAAAGGGACCAGGUAGCUUUGUUACACUAUCAAAUAUAUAUGCUGCUGAAGGUGACUGGGAAGAGGUUGGGAAUGUAAGGAAUGUGAUGAAAGAAAGAAAUGUCCAUAAGCAGCCUGGUUUUAGUUGGCUUGAAAAGCUAGGUGAGGUUACAUGAAGGGAGGAAACAGAAAGAAGGUAGCAAUAUGGUGGGACUAACACUCCAGACUGACCACAUGUAAAAACAAUUGCAUUCGACAUAGCAGCUUGUAGAGCUGCAGGGGCCAUAGCAGACCAUGAACACCCCUCCAGAAGUUGACGUUUGGACUAUGAUGUUACUUGAUAAUAAAAUAGCACAAGGCAUAAACUGGAAUCAGGUUUUGUUGGGUAGGUUCAAGGCUUGUGGAACCAACAAGUUAAUAGCUUUCAGGACUAGUUAGAGGGUUGAGGAGAUUGGCCGUACUUGUUGUCCAGAGUGCUUUGGUAUGCAUGAGUUUUCAUAGAUGAUAAUUCUCUAGGCCAUGCAAUUGUUGAGACUUUUCUGAUUAGUGGUUACUGAUCGCCAACACGAUACUGGUAGUGUGAAACAGAAGUUGGAAACCGGCGAAGUGCGAAGCAUCAAUUCAAUGAAGGGGAUGGGGCAUUCUAUGGACCAAAGAUAGACAUCAGUGUAUCUGAUGCAUUAAGUAGGAAAUUCCAUUGGGCAACUUUGCAGCUUGACUUCCAGGCUCCUGAUCGUUUUAAGUUGGAAUUCUUUACUGAGGAUGAAGCCAAAAUUGAGAGACCUGUAAUGAUACAUAAAGCAAUUGUAGGAUCUAUUGAACGCAUGUUUGCCAUAGUUUUAGAGCACUAAUAGGGUAAAUGGCCUUUCUGUGAAGCAAUUGUAUGUCCUGUGUCUGAAAAAUCACAAUCUUAGGCACUACAGGUUUUGAUACUCUAAGAUGGAAACAUGUUGAUAAUUUUGAAGCAUAGCUCGUCUUGACAAGGUUAUUCUCUUAAUUCUUCUUCCUGCUUGCAAGUGGCUGAUGCAAAGGUUGUUUUCUCCGGAGAGUUUUGUUGAAUUAAUCAAUUUGUCCUUGGAGAGAAAAAGCAAUUCUAUUAGCUGUCUGGAUCAAUAAGUGCACGCGUGAAGGCCACAGAAUAAAAGGAAAGUUCUUACUGUAAUGUGUUUUCAUUGUUCAAUUUGUUCUAGCUAAGGGAAUUUUGAUUGCAGCUCUGCAUUUGCCUUUGUAGGAUUGAAAUGAUCAGGAGAAAUCAAGAGAAUUGAUCCAAGAAGCACCAAGUUGAGCACGAGAUUUAUGCACAAGGAUGAACCAAACUGUGGGCACGUGAAUAUUUUGGGCACAAAGGAGUUGGACCGUAAAAACAUAGAGUAGUAGCAUAGUUUUGUUUCUUUGAAUUUUUUUUGUAAUCUGAUUUGUAAUGGGCUUGUGUUAGCCUACUGUUAGCUUUAGCUUUGUUUUGUAAAAGGCCUUUUAAAAAGUCCAAGUAUUUGGAAGAGUCCUUGGUGCUCUUUCAACUCUUGGAACCUUUCUUGAUUGCUUAAUUUUUUGAAUUUUGAUUUUACAUGUUAGUAGUGAUUUAGGCUAAGAGAUUAAACUCUAAGCCUUGUCACAUUAGAUUCCAAGGAGUCUAGUCUUUUAAUUGUGUUUAUUUGUUUGUUUGUUCGUGAGUCAUGUACUUUGUUUCUAAAGGUGAUUUUAGUUUAAGGGGCAAAUAGUUAGUAACAUUAGACAUUUCUGACAAGGAAAGACUUAGUACAUAAGAAGUUUUUUGGCUCACCUCUCUUACCUGGAACUUGUCUAAGUGAAAGCUUUUAACCCUUUAGAUUAAGAAAACUUUUAAAAACAAAGAUGUCUUGUUAUGGUUCAUAUAGGUCUUCUAGGUCAUCUAGGAUAGAAAAUUGUGAUGAGAUGUUUAAUCGAGCUAGGAAUCUUCCAUUCUUUGAAAAAGACAUAGGUACAUUAACAUACCUAGCUUGGGAACAACAAAUUGAUAAAAUAAAUCCUUGGUUUUAUAAAGACAGGGAAUCUUAUGUCCUUAACAUAUAUCUCUCUAAGUUAGAAGAGCAUGCAAGUAAGUGGUGGGAUGAAAGACAAUAUCAUGUUAGGAAAGGUAGAAAGUCCCCCAUUCGUGAUUGGCAUGAUUUAAAAGCUUGCAUGAGAAGAAAGUUUGUGCCUUCAAGCAUUAAAAGAAAACAAGAAUUAAUUAGAGAUUGCAUUGAAGAUGAAAAAUUAUUUCUUGAGAGUUUAAAUGAUCAUGAGUUUCUUCGUAGAGAACUAGAAUUUGGGGUAAGACUUAAAGAACUCAAGGAUAAGAAAAGAGAAAGAGAGAUUGAGAGAAAAGAAGAGGAAGAAAGGAGAGAAGAAGAGAAGAAUAAAAGAAGAAGAGAAGAAGAAAAGAGGAAGAAAGAAAAGAAGAGAGAAGAGAAGAGGAUAAGGAAAGAGAAGAAGAAAAGAAGAGAGAAGAGUAAGAAAGGGAAAAGAAAGAAAAAGAGAAAUUGCUAAUGGA
Messenger RNA from Vigna angularis (adzuki bean), 3968 nucleotides. RefSeq names its product pentatricopeptide repeat-containing protein At5g59600. Gene Ontology annotation, molecular function: protein binding; RNA binding. The transcript has 5 exons. Bases 22 to 1635 code for a protein of 537 amino acids. Gene Ontology annotation, biological process: RNA modification. The record is from RefSeq and is a predicted model, not a curated record. NCBI's taxonomy places the organism in Eukaryota, Viridiplantae, Streptophyta, Magnoliopsida, Fabales, Fabaceae.